AUGAUUCAGCUCGAGUCACAGCUCGAGUCGGAAAUCUCCGAUGUUCCCAGCCUGCAUCUAAAUCUCUUCUACCCAGUCCUUGCGGACUGGGAUUUGGAUGGUGAUCUUGACCUUGCUUUGCUUCAUCCACUGGGUUUCAAACACGCUGAAAAGAAUCGUUAUUUUCUUCAUCUCCCAGACGACACGGUCGCAGAGCUGAAUGGGCCACCCAACAGCUCGUGCCCGAUCAACUGGGACAAGCAUUUCAGCGUGGCUGAUUUUGAUGGAGAUGGAAAGGACGACCUUGUGGGUUAUUUGGGCAACCUGGUUGGUGUUUGUCUGCAGACUUCGUCUGGCUUUGUAGUGGUAGAGCCUGAGAAGAUCCCUUUCAACUACCUAUCCAACUGCCCGCAGUGCUUGACAAAUUUGUCCUGGGUGGUGUUUUGGGGGUUCGAUGGUUUUCCAUCCUUUCUGGACUGGGAUGGCGAUGGGGAUUUGGACGUGCUCAGAAAGAAUCUGGCAGAUCAGGUCUAUUUGUAUGAGCAGCUGUCCAAUGGCACAGUUUUCGCCCAUCCUCUCCCCCUUCCCUCAGCACGCGACUUUUCAGCCGCAGAUUUUGAUGGAGACGGUGAUGUUGAUAUAUUGAUCGUCCCACCCAACUCAGACGGCUGUUUGUAUUUCGAGCGACUGGGUGACGGGAGCCUGGAUCAAUUAUUUGGCACUGACAACCCUUUCAAUGGUGUGUGCGAGCAAAACAAGAAUGGGGCUAUAACCAGCGGAAUUUAUGCUUCGUUGGGGGACUGGGAUGGAGAUGGUGAGAAAGACUUGGUUGUGGUAGAUGAUUUCAAAGUGACGUUGUGGACAAAUCGACCAACGGAAAGUUUCGUCGAAGUGAUCGAAAAGGACAGUCCAUUCGGAAAGUUUGCUUUCACUGAAGGACUGGAGGUGUCUUUGGUGGAUGUGAAUGAUGAUGGGAGGUUGGACGUAGUCAUACCGCCGCAGUCCACCCAGUGGGAACUGGCGUUUGUACAUGGAUAUGAAACAUUCAGAUUUUUGGAGCAGGGAUCCAGUGGAUUGCUGGUAGAAGUGCAGGGUGGAGCAAAUCCAUUUGACAAGGUUGCCUACAACAAGACAACCAGCAAAUUUUCUUCGAUGAGGAUGAAGAACCAGGUUGUUGAUCUCGAUGGUGAUGGAGAUUUGGACAUAGUUCGUUCAGUUCGUUAUGAUCUGCAUUAUACCCGGAAUGAUGGUGGUCAUUUCACACACCUGAAUCCUUCUGAUCCUGAUAACCCCUUUCGGGGAGUCCAAGAUAACGCAUAUUCAUGCUGGACUUUUGUCGAUUGGGAUGAGGACGGGGACUUGGAUUUGUUGCAAGCCUAUCAGCCUGGAGGGAACACAGCGGAAGAGAUCAUGUCUUAUACAAGGAGGGGGAGCGCGAUUCUUGGGGAAAUGUUGCGGAAUGGGACCAGCAGAGCCGAGAGACUAGCCUGGGAUCGGAAGAACCUGAAUCGCCAGAUGCGCUUCUAUCGCAAUCUUGGCCGGAGCUUCCAAGAACUCACUGGGUCGGAAAACCCUUUCCAUGACAUUGCCUUCGGUAUGGAUGCUUUUUCGUCGUGCCCUACCUUUGUGGACCUUGACAAAGAUGAAGUCUUGGAGUUGGUCCUCGGAACAACAGAUGGGAAGCUGCAGUACUUUAAGCAGCAGAACGGCACCUUUCAGCGCGUCGAGGAGACGCCUUUUGCUGACUUGUCCAUUAAAGGUACCAUUAGACCCAUUGGUCCGGUUGGUAUUAUCCCUCGCUUCGUAGAUUGGGACGGCGAUGGUGACAUGGACUUGGUGAUCACAGGAUUAGACAAGGUGCGAUUCUUUCAGCGCGGCGUUUGCAAGCCCUCUGCCUCAUACUGCAAAUCUGGAGUCUGUAAUCAGCGGACCUCGACAUGCACAUGUGAUGCUGGCGCAGAAGGACAAGACUGCAGCCUCUGCGGCAAUUUUUAUGUCCGUGAGAAGGACCAAUGUAGCCCGUGUCCUGGCCACAAUGAACUGGCAGGUACUUGCAGCCGGAGAGGUGUUUGUGAAGAUGAUGCGGAUGCAAGAAACAAAAGGCUUGCGAAGAAUCUGACCGGUUUUGAAGUGACUUCUGCUAGGGGAACUGGCCAAUGCACUUGCUCGCCGCCUUUUUCUGGUCAUGGCUGCCAACACGGGCAGUGCCCAGCUGGAGAGCGUUUGGACAGACAUGCAAAAGUGGACAUGGCCACCGAGAAGUAUCUUCAGUGGGAAGUUUGUGCACUAUCCCAUCUCGAGACCACCCUGAGAACUGCACUUCUUGUCCUGACGGCUUUGUCGCUGCAGCAGGUACCACAAGGUGCACGCCCUGCAAAGCUGGAACUGCGCCGAAUGAAGGCCGAAGUGUCUGUGUUGCUUGCAAAGCUGGAACUUUUGCAAGGCCGACAGAGGCCCCGCUCCAAGCAAUGCGAAAUGUGCCCUCUUGGUGAAGUCCCAAACAGACAGAAAAAUGGCUGCGACCAGUGCACGGGUCAAACCUACGCAUUUGAAGGAGAUGAGUCUUGCAGGAGGUGUUUCUUUCCAGCUUUGAUCUUGACGGGCGAUGAGAAUUUGUGUACCCCAGUCUAUACGGUGCUCUUUCUGUUUGCAUCUAUCCUCUUGGCAGUCUUUGUCCUGGCGAUCUUCGGAAGGUUGCGCGUUGAAUGUCUCAAAAGGCAACUCAAGAAACUAGUUGCCGCAAGGAAUUGGAAGGAUUUGCAUACCACGCAGGCCAGACCACUGGAAUAUGGCCUUUGGCAGCGUAGGGCCUGCAAGCUGCUUGCGCUUCGCAAGGCUGAGGUGAAGUCGCGAUCUUUGCAGCUGGGUGUCUCUCUCGAUUACGUCUUCGGCAAGCUGGAGAAUAUCUACAAGGAGAAGGCACAGCAGGCCGAGUGGCGAGUGGAUGUGUGGGGCCCAACGACACGGAGCGGUUUCUUCGUGAGGGUCCGCAACAGUGGAGAUGCAGUUGAUCCCGAGUUUGCUUGGCCUACGCUGUCUAUUUGUGAUCACCCGGAAGAUCCAAACUUUCAUCAGGUAGCCGCGCUGUUGGCUUACGGACCAUGGGCUUUGGGCAAGGGUCUGUGCUGCCCACGUGAUGGGUUGGCAGAUUGCAGCCUUGUCGACGCAUUGGAAACGGAAUGCAACAGCGCAAAGGCGACUUGGUUCCUCUCCUGGGUCUGGAACUACAAAUUCGCUACUGUGCUGAAGGCACUGGCACGGUGGUGGCAAAGGCAUCGCAUGGUCUUAGGAGCAACAGAUCAUGGAAAGGGCAUUUACAUCUGGUGGUGUUUAUUCGUUAACAAUCAGUUCCGGCUUUUGGAGGAGGGCCAGACACAAAACACCAACGACUUCGUCCAUGUCUUUGGCCAACAAGUGUUCGUAGCGUGUCAGAGGAGCAUUCCGACCACGGUCAUUCUGCCAGAGCUGGAGGUUGGUGCCAUUGAAACUUUGGAGGCCAAAGCUUCAGUCCAAGCAGAUGCAGAUGCCAUUAAAGAACGCAUCCAAAAAGAACAUCAAUCCUUCGAGUAUGUAAACCAGACGGUGGAGCAAGCCCUUUGGUGUGAAGUCAUCAAAUUCCUGAAGCAGUCUCAACAAGAACCCGAAGAGAUCGAGCUGUCAACACAAACGCCUCAAGACUCGGACCUGUCGACCAGCUCGGCUCCCGUUUCAGCCAUGCUUUCUGCCGACUCACAGCACCUCAGUGCCAGGCCAGAAGAGCCCAGCGCCUGUGGAGGAGUGCGGCCAAUGUGGUGCAGGUUGCAUCGCAGAGGCUUGAUUCUGCAGCCGAUGUGGGCAGUGCCGGCCGUCCAUUGUGGAGAUGACUCUGGCGAAGCCAAUCCCUGCAGUGAGGAACACCCUGUGAGGCGAAUCACCACCAGCCACACCCUCGUCACGGAAGUCGGCAGAGAUGUGGACGGAUGGAACAGUGAUUUUAUGCAGGCUGGAGGUCAACAGCAGCUUCAACUAGAUGUUCUUCAACAGCAGCUGCAGAGCGGUCUGGACCUUUUGGUGCAGAAGGCAGACGCUUGCAUCUGCGAUUCAGAGGUAGGUUUCAGUGGCGCAUGCUGCCACCAGCCUGAUUCAAAAGAAUCGGUUAGCACUGGACUUCAAGCCGUCCCGUUGCUGCAAGAUGCUGCAGCUUUGCUGAGAUAUCCGAAGGCAGUGAGUGAUGCAGCUGUACACCAAAGUGGCAUCCACAACGCUGGAACUUCCAAAGCUGCGGCACAGCGCCGACGCCGCUGGAGGACGCGCAGGGAAUGCAGCAGACUGGAAUUAAACAUAUAG
Cladocopium goreaui is the source of this 4305-nucleotide messenger RNA. Lineage: Eukaryota; Dinophyceae; Suessiales; Symbiodiniaceae. The record is from the annotation of a GenBank genome assembly.